AUUGAGGCCCAGGUGGUCAAAGGCAGACGUCCUUUGAGAUCGGGUGUCUGCCCAACUUUCUGGACUCCAGAAACUGGUCACCUGGAGCUGGGACCUGAUCACAGCGCUCCUCCCAUCCCAAACCCACAACACCUGGGGGAAGCGGGGAGGAGGAGGAGGAAUCUGCGCCGGCCCUUAGGUCCUUUCUCUUCCUCCUCCUCCCAUCCACCGGAAUCGUCAGCAGCCCUGUGCUUCCCGGCCUCCUGAAUCCAGAAAACGGGGCGGGCUGCAGUUCUGGGGACCCUGAGGAUGAAAGGGAAGGGCGGCCCCGCUCAGAGACCGCCCUAGGGAACCCCACACACCUGGCCUAUCUUGGGCUGGCCCUGAGCGGUACCAGAAAGUUCUUCCAGAACUUAUGCCCCUCUACACUAUCCCCAAUUCCUCACCUUCCCCAGGCCUAGCGCCAUGGUACCUGAAGCUCCUGCCGGGUGUCCCCACAGACCCUUCCUGCCGAGGCAGAAGAGACCCAGUUGUCUCGCUGAACGAGUCCCCCACCCUCCUGGCACCUGCACCCCUGAGCAGGUGUGAGAAGGCUGAAGUCAGACAAUGUGAGCUUUGGGUUCUUUCUGGAGCUUGUCCUUUUCCAAGGCCUGCAGCAAAGGGGCAGGUGGUCUGGCCACAGCUCUGUCCUUGCCUGCUGGCCCUGCCUGUGCUAGUCCCUGCAUCCUGGCAAUUGCCACAGGAGGAUUAAAGACUCUCACACCCCCACAGUGGCUUUGAGCUCUGACUUAAUUCUUCCUUUUCAUCCUUUGCCAGAUUAAGAUCCAGAACAUCAACAGUGCCCUGCUUAGGCAGAAAAGCCUUUGGAGGGCCAGAAGCCUGAAGGCGAUUGUCCCUUCCUGCCACCUGGAACCAUUAGCUCCUCAUCAGAGUGCAUCCAGGGGAAAGCUGGUUUGCUGUGGUCUCUCAAAGUGACCUUGAGCAAGUCCCAGGGGGUUCUUCAGGUGGAGAAUCCUGGGGCUCUAAGGAACAGCUGCGUUAUUUCCACUUCCCCAAAUUCAGUUAGGGACCAGGUAGAAAUUCUGGCCCUAGACAGUGACCACCGCCCUCCCCAACUUCCCAUUUGUCUCUGCAGCAGCAGCAGUAACUACAACCUGAACUUUGAGCUGCACAGAGAAGAAGUCCCCUACAGAAUGUAUGAAUACCAGAGGAUCCCUCCACUCAUCAGCCAGAUGUCUUCCAAGAUGAGAAGGACCCACUUGGGCAUGGGAGUCAAGAACAGUUGCAGCCCCUACAAAGGUUCCAGGAAUAACCACCUGUCCCCCAGGCAGAUAAAGCUCAGGACUGAGGAGCUGCGCUCCAUCAGGGGGGAGCUGAGCCAGAUCAAAGCCCAAGUGGACAGCCUGUUGGAGAGUCUGGAACACAUGGACCAACAGAGGGACCAUCCUGCAGGGACAAAGGACAUUGAAGAGCACAGGAACCCUGGUAGUGAGGGGUCCUCAUGCAGAACUCCGGAGCCCCAGCAGGAGCCCAGGGACCAGAGGUUCCAUCUGGAGGCAGACAGCUCCGAGGGAAGCACAGACACCCAGCAGGCAAUGAAGAAUCAAGCACCCUACCAAGAGGGAAGCCAGUAGGUGGGAACCCUUCCAGGCUCAUCAGUUUCAUGCACCUUCUUGGGUGACUCCCUUCCUUGCCUGUUUUUCCGAAGGCCUCCUGGGUGCAUCCAGGCAACCUGAGGCACCCAUUCUGGGUAAUGGAAGAAGAGGAACAGGUCAGGCAGGCCAGCUGAGUCUCCCCAUAGUGGUGGGUUUAGCUUUGGAGAGGGUUUUCAGAUGAGCUCCUGGACAGCCCAGCUGCUGCUCACCAUUCUUAUGAAGGUGAGGCUGUCUGGGAGGAGGCAGUUGACAGGGUACUGUAUGGAGCAGCAUCAGGCCUCCCUGGAUGCAGAUAUGGCUCAGGUGCCACCUCCCCAUGAGCCACAAGUCGCAGUACUAUGGAACACAUGCAGCAGCCAGCCCAGCUUUCUCCAGCAAGUGUUGAAACACAUGUGUGCCUCCAGUCUGACACUAAGUUGUAAGACCCUGUGUGUGCCCCACCUAACCCCUUUUAGUUCCAGACUCCCCAUCUACUCUAUAAAGCCAUGCUUCAGAAUAGGGGUAUAAUUUUUGUGUCCAGCUUCAUAGUUUCUUGCUAGUAUGACACCACAUAUUUCAGGUUUGCCUCACAAAAUGUAUUACAUCAGA
Marmota monax (woodchuck) is the source of this 2222-nucleotide messenger RNA. Its product is annotated as RNA-binding Raly-like protein. The record is from RefSeq and is a predicted model, not a curated record. Lineage: Eukaryota; Metazoa; Chordata; Mammalia; Rodentia; Sciuridae. Bases 1173 to 1613 code for a protein of 146 amino acids. The transcript has 5 exons.